AUGCAAUUUCGCUUCCUGGGCUGGCAGGAUUGCCCAGACUGGCUCCUCGCCCAAAUCUGCGAGUUUUCUAGCUUGUCAUCGGUCAGAUUCAAAGGAUUAUGUCAGUUAUCGGUGGACUUUCUUCUCAAAAAAGAUGUGGCUGAAGAGGAUGUAGCACGAUUUGUUUCUGAACAUAAUGAUGUUUCCAGUAUUCGAAGAUUCUUGUAUUCUGUUUCCUAUAUGAUGAGGAGUGCAGCCUCAUACAAUUGUGAAGCUGACGAUUUUGAAAAAGAAUGUACCCAUCUGGGACUCCCACCAGAGCAUAGCAAGAUGUUAGCGCGUGUUUACACAUCUAACCUCGAUGUUUUGAAGGAAUAUGUGAAAAACAGUAUACCAAAAGACGCUCCUCUGGAAUCGGUUACUCUGACGGAAGAAAAUGGGCCAAACCCCAUAUUACGGUAUACACUUAAUGGAAAAGAGACUGUUUGUCAACUAACGAGGGAACAAUUAUCUACCAUGCGCUCAGAGAUAAAGUUCGUCAGGGACAUGAUUUCGGCCAUAUUCACAAAUUUUGAUUUGGACGACGACGACGACGACGACUGA
Molecule: messenger RNA, 582 nt
Organism: Haemonchus placei
Lineage: Eukaryota; Metazoa; Nematoda; Chromadorea; Rhabditida; Trichostrongylidae
Source: the annotation of a GenBank genome assembly